GCUCUGCGCAGCUGCAACUCGAAUUCGAGUUCACGUAGUAAAUAGAAGCAUCAGAAGUGACAGGUGUAGAGAAGUUUGAGACAAACAGUUUUGUAUGUUUUGUGUAAUUGAAAUUUAAUAAAAAUGGAUCCAGCAUUGCUUAGAGAGCGAGAGCUCUUUAAAAAACGAGCUCUCUCCACACCAGCGGUAGAAAAGAAGAAGAAGGAACAGGAGAAAGAUUCUACAAGAGAUGAGCCACUUAAGAAGAAACCAAAACCGUCCACCGUGUCCACUGGACCAAAAUUGGACAUGGUCAAUUACAAGACUAUGUCUGGUAGUACACAAUACAAAUUUGGUGUGUUAGCUAAAAUAGUAAAACAUAUGAAAGCUAGGCAUCAAGAGGGUGAUGAUCAUCCUUUAACAUUAGAAGAAAUCUUAGAUGAAACAAAUCAAUUAGAUGUUGGAUCGAAGGUGAAACAGUGGCUUCAAACAGAAGCUCUCAUUAAAAAUCCAAAGAUAGAAGUGACCUCGGAUGGUAGAUUCGUAUUCAAAGCUAUGUACAAAAUUAAAGAUAAAAAAUCCCUGUUGAGGUUGUUGAAGCAACAAGAUUUGAAAGGUCUCGGAGGAAUAUUAUUAGAAGAUAUACAAGAAAGUCUACCACAUUGUGAUAAGCAUUUAAAGAGUUUACAGAAUGAAAUAUUAUUUAUAACAAGACCACUGGAUAAGAAAAAGAUUGUAUUCUACAAUGAUAAAACUGCCCAGUUCCCAAUAGACGAUGAAUUUCAGAAGUUAUGGAGAGCAGUUGCAGUCGAUGCAAUGGACGAUCAGAAGAUAGACGAGUAUUUAGAAAAACAAGGAAUACGAUCUAUGCAAGAUCACGGUCCGAAGAAACCAGCACCAAUUAAGAGAAAGAAACCUACGAGCAAGAGGAAACAGUUUAAGAAGCCAAGGGAUAAUGAACAUUUAGCUGACGUUUUAGAAACGUACGAUGAUAAUAAAUAAAUAAUUUAAAUUUUGUAAAUAUAGAUCAACUGAAAAAACUGUAUAAGCGUUAGUAUGUAAGGAAAACCGUCUAUUUUUAACAUUUGAUAUUACAUAUCACAUGGAUAUAAUAAAUAAGUAGAGUAUUUAUUGUCAACUUCAUUGUAAGUACAAAAUAAAUAUAGACUAACUAUUACAAGUUU
Molecule: messenger RNA, 1163 nt
Organism: Ceratina calcarata
Lineage: Eukaryota; Metazoa; Arthropoda; Insecta; Hymenoptera; Apidae
Gene: TfIIEbeta
Product: transcription factor IIEbeta
Exons: 4
Coding region: 124-981 (285 amino acids)
Biological process (GO): transcription initiation at RNA polymerase II promoter
Cellular component (GO): transcription factor TFIIE complex
Molecular function (GO): TFIIH-class transcription factor complex binding
Source: RefSeq, a predicted model, not a curated record